UGUCUGUUUUAGUAUUUGACCCUCAUUGUGCAAAAAAAUGCAUUGGAAUGGAGAACAGGGUUGGAGACAGAAUCACCUAACUAACCCUAAAUAAAGAGAUCACCGCGUUUUUUUGGUUGAUAUGGAUGUUUGUCAAUAUAUUUUGAUUUUGCUCUCUUGUGUGGAUUAGGUCGCUUAUUUUUCCUGCAUUAGCUUCACUUGGUGGGUUGUAAUAUCAUCAUAGUAAUUGAUAUAUUUCUUGCCAACUUUGACCAAAUUAACAAAAACCUAAAACGAUCAAAUCUCAUUGGACAAAUUUUAAGUUGCAUGCAUGGCAUGGACAACUCAUCCUAACCAAAACCAAACCUAUUAAUAGUAAAAAACAGGUUACAAACAGCAAAUCCAUCCCCAAAUAGAGCAGGGAACCUGUAUUUUUGCUUUCUCCGAUCAAAACACCCUUUCCAAACCCCCCACAAAUAUGAUCUCUUCUAUCGAUUGAAAAAAAAAAAAAAACCCUAAAAAGGUAAAAAAAGAACUCCCUUGUCAAACAAAUAAACCCUCCUAUUUCUUCUCCCUCCUUGAACAAAUCAUUCCACCCUCGAUCUCUAUCUCUACCGAAGCGGUUCUAGAGGCGGAGGAAGAGAGACGAAGUGACGCGACGAUGGUGAACUCGCCAUUCCUGAACCAAACAAAGACAACCCAAUUACAAGGUCGUAAACCGGGCGAAAGCUUCCAUUGUUACCAGAUAACCAUACUCAUUGGCGAGCAUACCGGUAUCUGGCAAGAAGUAAACCCUGUAUCUCAUGCCCUCCCUACCUUCAUUACCCAGCUAAUCAUCAUUACCUCGCUAACCCGCCUCCUCCUCCUCCUCACCAAGCCCCUCCGGCAGCCCCGCAUUGUUGCCGAAAUCCUUGCUGGUGCCUUGUUGGGUCCAUCUGUCAUGGGAAGGCUAAAGCAGCACUCGCAGUUUCUCGACGCUGUCUUCUCCAUACCGAGCUUCAUGGCCCUCGAAACAAUGGGAAACAUCGGCCUCAUCUACUUCCUCUUCCUCAUCGGCCUGGAAAUGGACAUGACAACAAUCAACCGCGUCGGGAAAAAGCCGUUGGCCAUAGCCAGCGCGGGCACCAUUUUCCCCUUCUUGAUCGGUGUAGCCUCCUACUACCUCCUCCUUCCGAAUCUCAGAGACGAUUUCCAACUGGGGUCAAUCGUGUGGGGCACUUCCCUCACCAUCACAAGCUUACCCGUCACCGCUCAAAUCCUAGCAGAGCUCAAGCUUCUCUCCACUGACGUCGGAAAAACUACAAUGUCUGCAGCCCUCGUCAAUACAAUCACUUCAUGGGUCCUCGUAACGAUAAUGAUGGCAAUCGGCAGUGACUCGCACAAAGCCCCAUGGGCAUUGCUUAGCACACUUGGGUUUGUAUUACUCUGCGUUUUCGUAAUUCGUCCGAUUACCAUUUGGACAAUUCGUCGAACUCAAAAGGGUGGUUCUUAUAGUGAGGAGACAAUCUGCAUAAUUUUGACGGCAGUUUUGGGAUGUGGGCUGGCGACGGAUCUUCUGGGGACUAGUUCGAUGGUCGGGGCUUUCUUGUUCGGGAUAGUGAUUCCAAACGGGUUGCUUGGGCCUAGGUUCUUGGAGGUGCUCAAGGGCUUUGUGGAGGAUCUUUUGAUGCCCAUUUUUUUCACGGUGAGUGGGAUGAGGACGAAUCUGGAGGCGGUUGCGGGUGGUUGUUCGUGGUAUCAUGUGGCGGGAGUCGUCGUCUUGGCUUGCCUGGGAAAGGUUGUGAGCACUGUUGUGGUUUCCUUAGUUUAUGGGAUGAGGAUUACGGAUGGCGUGGCUUUGGGUGUUCUUAUGAAUACCAAAGGAAUUCUGGCUCUUAUUGCUCUCAACGUCGGGCGUGACCGCGGGAUGCUGGAAGACAAAGCAUUUACAGUGAUGUUCAUUUCAAUCAUGGUGAUGACAAUGGCGACACAACCCUUGCUCAGCAUCCUCUACAAGCCCAAAACGCAAUUCCUCCCAAACAAGCACAGGGCCAUCCAAAGACUCAAACCCGACGCGGAGCUCCGAAUCCUUGCCUGUAUCCACGAGCCCCACUCCGUCCCCGCCAUCAUCCGCCUCCUUGAAGCCUCCAACCCUUCCCGCCGCUACCCCAUUGCCGUCUUCGCCCUCCGCCUCAUCCAACUCACCGGCCACACCACCGCCCUCCUCAUCAUCCACGCCCCAACCAAGUCCGCCUCCGACCAAGAAAGUACUAAUAGUAAUAACCAAAUACAUGAAGCCUUUGAGCGCUUCGAGAAGGAGCACGGCGGAGUCUCGGUCCAGCCGCUGACAGCCGUGUCCCCUUACGGAACAAUGCAUGAGGACAUAUGUAGCAUUGCCGAGGACAAGCGCGUGACCUUGAUAAUCCUCCCUUACCACAAGCGCCAGACGAUCCACAACAAGAUGGAAGAGGUCAAUCACGCUUACAAGGACGUGAACAACAAUGUUCUGGCCAAUUCCCCUUGCUCCGUCGGAAUCCUCGUCGAUCGUGGCUUCACUGGUGGAGAUGACGGCGGGGCACAGCACAUCGCGAUGUUGUUCAUCGGCGGCGCGGAUGACAGAGAGGCGCUGUGUUACGCUCGGAGAAUGGCAGCCGGGAACCCCAACGUGACCCUGACGGUGGUUCGAUUCGUGCAGAGAACAAGCGGGGUAGUGGAGCUAAAGCUUUCGGACUUGAUCAAUGACGAAGAGGAUGAUGAAGAGAUUCAUAAGAAGAAAAUGACCGAGUCUCGUGCGGACGAAAGCUUUAUCAGCGAAUUCCGGGUCAGGACGAUGGGAGACAAGUCGAUCGUGUACUUGGAGAAGGCGGUGAGCAACGGGGCGGAGACGAUAGAGAUCUUGAGGGCGAUGGGACAGGGGGGCGGUUACGAUCUGUUCGUGGUGGGGAGAGGGACGGGGAAGUCGUCGUCGUCGUCAUUGGUGACGGCGGGGAUCGAUGAGUGGAGUGAGUGUCGGGAGCUAGGGACGAUUGGGGAUCUUCUGGUGACGGCGGAGUUUUCGUCGACGGUGUCGGUGUUGGUGGUGCGACAAUACGGUGGAGGAAGAGGAGGCGGCGGAGACGGGGUAAUAACAAUGAAUAAGCCGCCGUCGUCGCUGCAGUUGUGAUUCGAUAAUGUUUUCAGGAAAAUGAAUGACCAGUGUGCUGGUGUUUGGUCGUGGUCCGAUAAUAUUUUCUA
This is a messenger RNA of Rhododendron vialii, 3192 nucleotides long. Its product is annotated as cation/H(+) antiporter 15-like. The record is from RefSeq and is a predicted model, not a curated record. Gene Ontology annotation, biological process: regulation of pH; proton transmembrane transport. Gene Ontology annotation, cellular component: endomembrane system; membrane. Gene Ontology annotation, molecular function: antiporter activity. The transcript has 3 exons. The coding region runs from base 641 to 3121 and encodes 826 amino acids. NCBI's taxonomy places the organism in Eukaryota, Viridiplantae, Streptophyta, Magnoliopsida, Ericales, Ericaceae.